Messenger RNA from Paraglomus occultum, 850 nucleotides. NCBI's taxonomy places the organism in Eukaryota, Fungi, Glomeromycota, Glomeromycetes, Paraglomerales, Paraglomeraceae. The record is from the annotation of a GenBank genome assembly.
UGUUAAACAUUUGGUUCUUGAUGAAGCAGAUAGGCUUCUCGAAAUGGGUUUCCUAGAGCAGACAGAUGAAAUUUUUCAUGCAUGCUCAAAUCCAAAACUACAGACAUAUCUCUUUAGUGCGACAUUACCGUCCGGUGUGGAGACUUUAGCAAACACUAUUAUGAAAGAUCCUAUUAAAGUCGUGAUAGGAAUCAAAAACGCAGCAACAGAUACGGUCAACCAAGAGCUUGUCUACGUCGGCCAAGAAGAAGGGAAACUCAUAGCAAUAAGACAGUUGGUCCAGCAAGGACUUAAGCCUCCGGUGUUGAUAUUUGUACAAUCCAUUGAGAGAGCAAAAGAAUUAUUUCACGAAUUGAUUUAUGACGGGAUAAACGUGGAUGUUAUACACUCGGAACGAACAAAAGCUCAACGUGAUGCAAUAAUACAAUCGUUUAUGCAAGCCAAAAUAUGGAUUUUAAUAGCCACGGAACUCAUGGCGCGUGGAAUGGAUUUCAAGGGCAUCAACCUUGUUAUUAAUUAUGACUUUCCGCAGACAGUUCAAAGUUACAUUCAUCGUAUCGGUCGAACAGGACGUGCUGGAAGGCCUGGCGCGGCAAUCACUUAUUUUACAAAGGAAGAUGCGCCGUAUCUCAAGAGUAUCGUUAACGUGAUAAAAGAAUCGGGUUGCCAAGUGCCUGACUGGAUGUUACAAUUAAAGAAUCCGUCGCAAGAAUCCAAAAAGAAGUUACGGAGGAAGCCGAUUGAACGCAAGCGCAUAAAUACAAGAUCAAAAUACGAUCUGGCCAAGAUAAAACACAAAAGGGAACUCGUCGAAGCGUCAAAGAAAAGGAAAUUGCAACAGGAAAAAUAA